This is a messenger RNA of Anopheles merus, 1270 nucleotides long. RefSeq lists its product as uncharacterized. The coding region runs from base 1 to 519 and encodes 172 amino acids. The record is from RefSeq and is a predicted model, not a curated record. NCBI's taxonomy places the organism in Eukaryota, Metazoa, Arthropoda, Insecta, Diptera, Culicidae. Gene Ontology annotation, molecular function: catalytic activity. The transcript has a single exon.
AUGAUUACGCUGCAAAUUAAUAUUUCGAACUGUAGUACUUCGCAGAAUCUUAUCCUUCAAGCAGCGAAGGAACAACAUGCUGACGUGAUACUGGUAUCGGAGCUAUACCGACAGCCACCAAAUAAUGGUAAUUGGGCGGUGGACUCAUCGGAAAGAGUAGCGGUGGUAGCUGCUGGAUCUCGACCAAUCCAGCGGAUGUGGGGCAGCGCUGUACCGGGUCUAGUUGCUGCUGACAUUGGUGGUAUAACCUUCAUCAGCUGCUAUGCUUCUCCUCGGAUGACUGUUGCUGAGUUUGAGGAAUUCUUUAACGCAGUUGAAAUCGAAGUAAGUGCGCACCCUAACGUAGUGCUAGGAGGGGAUUUCAACGCCUGGCACGAGGCUUGGGGAAGCGCUAGGACGAAGCGAAAAGGCGAGGAGCUGCUCAAUAUCAUCGAACAGCUCGGGCUAGUAGUGAAAACCGUGGUAAUACCUCAACUUUCACCGGACGAGGAAUCGCAGGAGAAAGCGUUAUGGACGUGACUUUUGCUAGCCCAUCGAUUGUGCGCUACAAUACAUGGGAAGUGCUUAAAAGUUAUUCGUAUAGCGAUCAUCGUUAUGUCCGAUUUUCUGAUGACAGCUCAUCUGUUUUAGGUAAUGGUAUACAACUUCAUCGUCAUCAACACCAACUUCAACCACAGCAGCGUCGUUCUCAUCGACAAAGUCCUGCACACCGACGGAAACCUCGCUGGCGCCGCGCUGGCCGGCGAUGGAAGGUGGGGAAAUUUCUACCGGAAUCUUUUUGUUUCGCUCUCGAAUCAGUCCACUUCGCGGAGAUUGCAAGGACUCCCGAGACACUUCAGGUGGCUCUCUCUAGGGCGUGUGAUGUAGCAAUGGAACGUGUCAGUUCAUCGACACCCUACUAUCAAACAAAACCUCAGGUAUAUUGGUGGACGCCAGAGAUAGCACAAUUACGUGAGCUCUGCAAAGAGGCUAGCGACAAUGCUCAUUCACGUGUGGACCCUGAUGAGAGAGCAGCGGCAUUGGAAAUUCAUCAAGAGAGGCGAAGUGAGCUGAAACGUGCCAUAACUACCACCAAGGCGCAGCUAUUUCAACAGCUAAUAGACGAGGUUAAUGCGAACGUGUAUGGUUCGGGUUAUCAGGUCGUCACCUCCCACUUGCGCGGUAGCCGCACUCCUCCCGAAUUGGAUCGCGAAGUGUUGGAGCGCAUAGUCACCGACCUGUUUCCUGACCACAAUUCAUUCGAUUGGCCCAUGCGUACAGAAACCUCAUC